Octopus sinensis (East Asian common octopus) is the source of this 4071-nucleotide messenger RNA. RefSeq names its product transmembrane protein 68. The transcript has 10 exons. Bases 844 to 1815 code for a protein of 323 amino acids. The record is from RefSeq and is a predicted model, not a curated record. NCBI's taxonomy places the organism in Eukaryota, Metazoa, Mollusca, Cephalopoda, Octopoda, Octopodidae. Gene Ontology annotation, cellular component: membrane.
UCUCAAUAGCCUUAAUGUUACUAUAUAUAUAUUUAUACUUCAUAGUCAUGCCUGAUUCCCCGUAUUACCGAAGUUAGUAGAUGUACACAGCAGUCUGUGGAGCAUAAUAGAGAUUUACAUUACUACUCUUGUUACCUGUCGAAUUUAAGGAUUCUUAUAACCACCCACUGCAUCGUCAGUACAUUUGCCACUGUUUUCAUUGCGAUCAUCAUAAACAAAUACUAAUAAGUAACACCACAUCGCACCCUCACUCCCUACCUUAGUGCGUGCGUGUGUGUGUGUGUAUAUAUAUAUAUAUAUAUAUAUAUAUAUAUAUAUGUAUAUAUAUGCCACUCACAUACAUAUAUAUUUAUAUAUACGGAGGUUGAAUAGACGGAACAUCUAAGUUAUCAAACGAAAGUGGUGCACUAAUGCAUAAACAUAAGGGAUAGUGAAAAUAAUAUUAAACAACACAAAACAAAACAAAACAAAAACAGUAACUGGAUAUGAAGAGAGUAAAAGAAAUGGAACAGAGAAACAAGGAAAAGAGGACGGAGGAAUAAAUAGAGCGAGCGUUCUAUGUUAAGAAGGAAAGAGAAAACAAAAAACUGCAAGUUGUAAAAAGAGUUUGGAAAACAGCGAUGUUCUUUUGAUUUGCUAUAUAUAUAUAUAUAUAUGUAUUUAUGUAUAUGUGUUUAUGUGUACCGACCACAUCUUGAUUCGAUAUCUAAAUAUUUUACGUUCCCUUGUUCUACUCCAGAACUUGUGCACCACAGAAAUAUAAUGACAAUAGCAACAAGUGCAACAACUGCAUUAAAACCUUUCAGCACAUUGUUGAAGUAACAUCGUUUCUGUUCAAAUGCGAUGAUGGAUUUCUGGUCAUAUUUCCAUGUGAACAUUUCCACUGUGGCACCGGGACUCUAUGCCUAUGUAUCCAUGCUGGACAUUAACUACAUGCGAUGGGUAUUAUGGUUGGUCUACCCAAUCAUUAUAUCUUUCCUUCUACCACUCAUCCUUGCCUUCUGCCUCGUGGCCUCUAUCCUCUUCCUUCAUUUCUAUUCAUACCGACAUGGUCUACGCCAGGCCUAUGCUAAAGACUUCUGGCAUGGGGCUCGACAGAGUCUAGCAGUGCUCUGGGAUUUUCAUGGCUACAUAUGGCACAGUUAUGAAGUAGAAGGAUUUGAGAAUGUUCCCAGUUCAGGUCCGGCCCUUCUCAUCUAUUACCAUGGUGUUGUUCCCAUUGAUGUCUACUAUGUCAUGGCCAGCUGUAUCAUCCAUAAAGGUCGUACAAUCCGUGCCAUUGGAGACCGAUUCCUAUUUAAAUUACCAUUCGUCAGGAUUUUGAUGGAAGCUUUCAAAGUAUCCCCUGGUACAGUACAGAGCUGUAUAAACUUACUGAAUGAAGGACAUAUUUUAGCUAUUGCUCCAGGUGGUCUUCGAGAAGCCCUCUUUGGAGAUGAAUAUUACCAAAUUAUGUGGAGCAAACGAGUUGGCUUUGCUAAAGUUGCACUUAAAGCGAAUGUGCCCGUUAUACCAAUGUUCACUCAAAAUAUUCGAGAAACAUUCCGAACACCAGGCUGGAGUAGAAAUAUCUUAAGAAAACUCUAUGAGAAAACACGAUGGCCUCUCCUCCCCAUUUAUGGUGGAUUCCCAGUAAAAUUAAAAACCAUAUUUGGGGAACCAAUUUAUCCUGACCAAUCAGAAAGUCCAGAAGAAUUUGCUAAAAAGGUUGAAUGUAAACUGCAAGAGUUGAUCAAUAAACAUCAGAGAAUUCCUGGCAGCAUUCUACAAAGUUUAUUGGACAGAGUUGUUAAGAGGAAACCCAAGCAGUCAUGACAGGAUUACAAAGAUUCUGACAGAGAUUUAGCAAAUUCCUGUGACCUUUCUCAAUCUUCUAUGAUGACGUUGAUGGUGAUGGUGAUUAUGAUGAUGGAGAUGAUAAUGGUGAUGUUGAUGAUGGCAGUGGUGGUGAUGUGAUCGUGUAGUUGUUGAUGUUGAGGGCAAUUGUGAUACAACUAUGACAAUUAUUGCUAUGGAGGUGAUGAGGAUGAUAAUGACAUUCGUAAUGAAGAUGAUAAUGGAGAUGAUGACAACAGUAGCAAUGAUGAUGAUGAUGAUGAUGAUAAUGACCAACACAUUUCUAUACUGCUGCUACAUUCAUUUACAUCUUAUCCCAGUCAUAUCUUAACCUCUGAUUCUCCUUUCCUCUCUUCCACUUCAUCAUGUUCUACCUAAUUACAUGUGUCUCUUUGAUGAGUUUUUGAUAAGUGUAAUUAUCAUUGGGUUUCUUCCACUUUACUCUCUCUUUCUCUCUUUCUCUCUCUCUUACAUUCCUCUCUUGCAGUCUUCUUUUCUCUGUCUGUCUAUGAUCUCACACUCUCUCUCUCUCUCAAACAUUAUCUCUGGCCCACAGACAGGCUGUCUCCUCUCACAGACAUUUCUACUGCUACAAUACUGGCCUCUGAACUUUAGAGCUGGCUGCUCUUAUGUUGAAUCCACUCAAGAACUCUAGAUUCACUCCUCUUCUUUCUUUCAUUUCCCCAUAUUGUGUGUAUCAUAAAACAACCCUCUUCCUUUCCUACUACAACCAGCCCUUUCUUUAUGACAAUUUACACUGGACAUUAACUACAUCAAUGUCACUGGUCUUAGAGGACCUUCAGAGACCAUACAAGACCUUCAGAGACCAUACAAGACCUUCAGAGACCAUACAAGACCUUCAGAGACCAUAUAAGACCUUCAGAGACCAUAUAAGACCUUCAGAGACCAUACAAGACCUUCAGAGACCAUACAAGACCUUCAGAGACCAUAAAGACCUUCAAAGGCCAUACAGAACCUGACCAGAUUGAACUAAUAAAAAAGAAAAUCACACAUUCUCCUUCAUUCCUUAUGUCUCGCUUUGCCUCUCACUUUCACCUUCAUCCCCUCCCCUCAUUUUUAUUCAUUCCCACACACUCCUCUCGUCAUCCAUCCUCACACUUACCAUUUCUGCCUCAGUCACUCUAGCUAGCCUCUAAUUACCACAACAAAACCCUCUCCAAGCAAUAAAAUUGCUGUAACAAUCAGUGUUUUAUGAGGGACGGACCAGAUAUAUUUUAUUUAAGAUAGGGGUGCUGGACUGAUCCAUUUUGUUUUCUAUAGAAAUGAUCAAAUUAGACCAAUUUAUUUUUACUUUCCCUUUUUCCUUUAUAUAUUUUUAAAAGUCAUUUACCCCCUCCCCACCUUACCUUUGAUCCUUUUUUUUAUUCUUUCAUCUCUUCUUUCUCUCUCAUAUCUUUCUCAUUCCUCUGAUUCCCUUUGCUGUUCUGCCUCUUUCUCUUGCCUUUCCUCUCCUCCCCCUAUCUUGAUUGCUCUAUAUUUUCUCUCUCUCUCUCUCUCUCUAUUUCUCAUCAUUUCUUCACCAGAUAUUUCUGUCCACUUUUCUUUACCCCCCCCCUCAAAUAUCUAACAGUGUAAACAUUAAAAUGUCAAAUAAUUUGUAUGCAAAAAGUUAUUUUCCAGAUAAAAAACAAAACUCGCCAAAUAUUGAAAAAAUGCUUUUGUCUAUUUGUUGCUUCAUCUUUCAUCUCUCUGCUUAUAUACAUAUAAUAUAUAUAUAUAUAUAUAUAUAUAUAAUAUAUAUAUAUAUGUGUGUGUGUGUGUGUGUAUGUCAUUCUCUCUCUCCCCUCCUCCCUGUUCUUCCUGCUCUCUUUCUCUCUCAACACACAUAAAACAUAUUUGUCUCUAUGCCAUCAGAACGAAAGCAGAAAAGUGAGAAAAUUGGAGCAGUGCUGGAGUGAAUCCUCAGUUUGAAGCCCAUGAAUAAACUCUACUAAAUGUGACAUGUACUUUUUCUCCCAUUUAUAUAAAAAUAUUGUUUACGUUAUAAAAAUUAUAUGCUUUUCUUUUGGAAACUUGGAGAGAUAAGAAAUAAAUUGUUUUAAUGGCGGAACUUCAAGUGGACAAUAAUAAAUAAUUAAACUUCUUGGAUAGAAAAAAAAAAAAAAAAUUGAAGGCACCAAUGGGACUUGAACCCACAUAAUCUGUGGACAUGACAGAUGUGCUAACUUGUGAAGUCUUUGAAAUUAUUUCUAUCCUGGGAAGUUUUUAGCCCAA